CGAGUGACGUCACGAUUCACAUUCCUAAGUGAUUGCGCGAUCAUUGCUGAAUGCUUCAUCGAGGUGUGGUCCAAGUUUAUCUUCUAUGGCUGCCAUCCGUAAGAAACUUGUAAUUGUUGGUGAUGGUGCAUGUGGUAAAACAUGCCUUCUUAUAGUGUUCAGCAAGGAUCAAUUUCCAGAAGUUUAUGUACCCACAGUUUUUGAGAAUUACGUAGCUGAUAUUGAAGUGGAUGGUAAACAGGUUGAAUUAGCUUUGUGGGAUACUGCUGGACAAGAAGAUUAUGAUCGGCUACGCCCACUUUCAUAUCCAGAUACAGAUGUCAUUCUGAUGUGUUUUAGCAUUGAUAGUCCAGAUAGUUUAGAAAAUAUUCCUGAAAAAUGGACGCCAGAAGUUAGACAUUUCUGCCCGAAUGUUCCUAUCAUACUUGUGGGAAAUAAGAAGGAUUUGAGGAAUGAUUCACAUACAAUUUGUGAAUUAGCCAAAAUGAAGCAAAAGCCAGUGACUCCAGAAGAAGGACGCUCAAUGGCUGAAAAAAUUAAUGCUUAUGGUUAUUUAGAAUGCUCAGCUAAAACUAAAGAAGGUGUGAGAGAAGUCUUUGAAACUGCAACUAGAGCUGCCUUGCAGGUUAAAAGGAAGAAGAAAACAAAAUGUGUUUUAUUUUAAAAGUGGUACUUAAGACUGAGCAGCAGCAGCAGCAGGGGACCUCAGCAUAUGAAGAGAGUUUUAAGUCAUGUUCUAUUAGUCUUCUGUUUGAAGCCUAUUCUCAAAUGUGAUCAAACAUGUUUUCGUUCUUUUUAGCUAUUUUCUUUCCUUCAUCAAUUCCAUUUGUAAAAGUCCCUAUCAAUGUAUCAUUACUUUUUUACGUGCAUGAGAAUCAACUGGCAGAAGUCUUCCACUGCAGCUGUUUUAAUGAUUUUUGGAAUUGUAAAGAUAUGCUAGCUUCUUAGGGGCCAUAAUUUUCCUCACUUUGUUGCUGCUCCUAAGACUACAAACUUAGAGGUCCUGCAAGAUGGUCUCAUGAAAUUAGAUCUGUUAUGCCUGUGGAUCUUUAUAUAAUGAAUAUAAGUUUGUAUUGUAAUGUAUAACAACAGUGAAAGGACAUAUACUACCAAAGGUUCACAUGUAUAUAAUUUCCCCCCUAAAAUACUGAUUCUCAGUUUUGAUUGUUUCAUAAAGUUCUAAGCAUUCUCUUUCCUGUUUUUUUUUUCAGUAAACUGGUACCUGAAAAAUAAUUGUAGUUUUUACAUACUCUUUUAAGGAUGACUAGUUUUCUAGCUGUCAAAUUCUGUGCCUUUUAACAUUAUGCAUUGUUGCUGGAUCUUUGUUUAAGUUGAUUUUCUUAUUCAUAUAACUAAUUGGGAAAACUGGAACAAAAAUUCAAUAUUAUUAUUGUUGUAAUACAUUCCCAAAAGCAGUGUACUUUCCUUGAUGUUCGAUGACAGUUGAAUCAUUAUAUUAAAACUCGCGCCAAUUGUCAAUGAUAUUUUGUUGUGAAAGUGUGCCAUUUUGGUGAGAAAUACUUUUUUCCAAAUUGUGGUUAGUUAAAUAUUGUAUAUUUUGAUAGGUAUAUGUAUUAAACAAUAACUAUAUUAAUUUUGAUGGAGUAAAUCACUAAGCAAUAAAUCUGCUAAUAAUUGUCUCAUAAAAAUUUAGUAUGUGGUGAUGAAAAUUUCUUAUGGUGUUAUGAUUCCAAAAAUUCAUAAAAGCCCUUAAAAACAUGGUUUAUUGUUCGUGCAUAAAAACUGGCUUGAUUUUGUUCAGUUUAUGCUUUUUCGAAAGUUGUAUUGUCAUUUAUUUUUGUAUCUGCAUGCACAAAAUGAUUAAAUGUAACAUGAAAUAAUUUUUACUGUUAUGUAACAGAGAAUUUUUCUGUAGAAUGUUUGCUCUUAUUUUAAAAUCAGAAUUGUGUUCUGGUUUGGAAUGACUCUUGAUUAGUGUUUAUAUACACACACACAUAUGUAUAUAUGUGUAUGUUGGAACCCAACCCAGAAAUUAGACAGUGUCUGAAAAAAAAAUGCUUACAUGUGAAAGGGAUCACUGAAAAAAAAGUGCCAAGGGUCCAAAGUAGUGAAUUUUUUUGGAGUUUGCCCACUUACUUUGAUCAAUUCGCAAAGCCACAAAUCUUUAGUGAUCAAGCCCUGAUUUUACAUUAGGUGUAUGAGUGAAAUACCUUCACUGUGGUUAAAUAAGUCAAAAAAAAGUCAGAAAAUGAUUUUUCUAAAUUUCAAAUGCUUGAUUAAAUAAAAUGAAUGAAAUGAGUAUAAGUAAAACAUAAUAAAGUAAUAUAAAGGACAGAACAAGUUAUGAAAAAUGCUGUUACUUAUUCUUACAGGCAAAUGUGAAACCACUUUGAGUUAUAUUUGCAUGCCAGAAGUUAGGCACUUAAGUACAUCUUUUGCUUUUGCGUUGUUUUUUGCAAUUGCAGCAAAGGAAAACCCUGUGUGAUUUCUCAUUUCAGAGCAACCGUGGUUCGGAGUGAGUGUACAAAAUUCCGAACAGCUUUUUCAGAUACAAAAAUGUCUUCAAUAGGUUGAAGUUAGUUUCUGAAGAACAACUUCUGUAAUAUUCCGUAUUUCGUGGCAAAUUUAACGAAAGGCCAUCAUCAUUCGCUUCCAUUAUCACAUAUUGAUGUAGGGAUGUUUCUUCCAUCCUCCAAAUGUGAAAUCAGACUUGGAUCACUAUUAAGUUGCCGCAUCAUGAUUUGAUCAAAUUCAAGUGUGUAAACUCCAAAAAAAAAAAUUCACCAUUUAGAGCUUUGCGCUUUUGUCAGUGAUCCAUUCCCAAUGUGAGCAUUUUAUUCAGAUAUAGUCUAAAUUCAGAAUAGGUUUCCUGCAUGUAUAUAUGUAUAAAUUGUAUAGUUCUGAGGAAAAAGAUCUCUUUAUUUAUCCAGCCAACCUAUGUACUACAAAACAAGACUCAAUUCACUCAGCAUUGUUUCAAGUCCUCAAAAAAUAUUUUUUAUAUUUUCUUUUGAACUAUUUUUGUAGAAAAUAUAAUGUAAGCUUCAGUAGUUUUAUUUUACUCCUCGAGCUUUUAAAGAAUAAGUAAACUGAAACUGUUCAAAGUUUUAACCUUGUUUGCAUUUGGAGUAUUUGGGCAAAUAAAACGAUAUCUAUGCAAAAUGUUGACCUUGUUUGCAUUUGCAAAACCUUGUUUGCAUUUGGAAUAUUUGGGCAAAUAAAGCGAUAUCUAUGCAAAAUGUUUUAUAACUCUAACAAUACUUUCAAGACCAUAGUGUAUUAAGCUUGAAAAAUGGUUUCAAAAUUUUCACUAUUGUGAUGGUACUGCUGUUGCAGCAAGGGGGAAAAAUGAGUAUUUUUGCUACUAUGCAAAGUAUAUAAGUAGCUUAUCAAAAGUUCAAUUUCUCCUGUACGAUAGCUCAAUUGGCAUUGUUAUUAUUAUCGUCUUUUGCAGUAGAAUGUUACAAACAUUUGUGCAUUUACUACUGUGUAGUUACAGAACUAUAAGCUAACAGUGCAUUGAAUCCCAAAGUGCCUGCUUUUGUAAAAAGUUUAAUGAAACAUUAAAUUGUUUUCAACAAAUAUUGAACAGAAAGUACUUACUGUAUUUAUGAUUUCAGGGAUACUUUAAUACUGUAGUUUAGUUAAUGUUGGUUUAUUUUUACUUACUGAUAAAAAGUUAAUAAGAUUUACAGGUAAGAUUUUUUAUUAAAUUCUAUGGGCUCUGCUUGAUAACAUUUCCUCAUUAGAAGAUGAUUAAAAGUCAAGUUUCAUUCAAUGUUGUUUGGCUUCUUGAGUUUUGUCACAGGAUUUGAAGUAUUUUUAUUUCGAGGUCACGAUUUCCCAAAAGUGAGAACUUUGCUAUGCAUUAAAUCCCUAAUGACCAAACAUUUUCUGUGGGAUUGAAGUCUUCCCCAUUAAUAUUUCACAAGGUUGAUUAAUAAUUGUAGAAUUACCUAUUUCUGCUAAAUUAUGGCUGAAGAAACCAUAUAUUUUUCUCAUUAUCUAUGAGCAUGUGAAUUUUUAAAUACCUUAUGAGAAGAAAAAGUAUUUAACGAAUAUUAUAUAAUUUUGAAUAUAUAUACAAUAUAUAUAUAUACUUAAAAUUCAAUUUUUUCUGGAUAUUUCUUCCUUGUUUUUGAAAGCUACUUUAGAAGUGAUAAAUUUAAUAAAGCAGAAGAUGUUCUAGGAAUUUAGUUCAAAAUAUGUUUCAUUAAUUAUAAAUUUAUAAAAUAUCAAUUUUUUAUUCCUUAAAUAAAUUAAAAAGAAAAUAAUUGCUGUCUUAUAUAAAAAGUACAGUAUUAGUUGAAGCACAAAUAAUUAUUAUAGAGCUGUUACAGCUUCUCAUUUAAUUUGAUUACUUUAAAACAAACAAUACCACUUUUUAAAACUGCUGAAGAUUUAUGUUAGAGGUUUUCUUCGAAUAACUUAUUGAGAAAUACUUCUCCUUACCAUUUACAUGCACUUCGUUUGUAAAAAUGCUACACAUGUUCUUAGUAAAGCUGAUAUGAGUGUCCUCUAUGGGAGUUCAAUAAGAACAUAAAUGUUUACCAAUAUUAAAAGUUUUCUGGUUAGGUACAUAGUUUUGACCAACUGUAAUGCAAUACUAAAAUUGUACCAAAUCAGAACACAUUACUUUUUACAGCCCGUAUAAUUUUCUGAUUUUUAGUAUUUUGUUAAAAAAGUUGAAAGGGUUUAUUCUAUUUGAAAACUGCUCAAAUGAUAAGAGAUUUCUGUUUAAUAAUGUGCUGUAAAUGGCUCAUCCCUUCAGUCUAACUUGUCUUAAUUUAGAGUUGAAGGACUGAUUUUUUUUGUUUCCACUUGUAACCUAUGAAUAUGAAGUACUGUCAUUUGUUGAUACUGGAGCUCUCUUUUUGGCUUUUUAUUUUAUAGUAAAUUUGCCAUGAUCUAUUCUUUUAAACUGUGCAGUUUAAUUGAAGCAUUCAUAUUGAAUGCUAAACCACAUGGCAUUUAGAAUUUGCACAAAGUGUAGGUUUUCUUUAAUUUUCUGAUAUGCUUCUCUUUUAAAGGGUGUUCCUUAAAUGUUGCAUGCCCUAAAUGUUUUUGUCACAUUUAUUCUUUGAUCAUAUUCUAAGCUUUGUGAAGCUGCACAGUUAAAUUAAAACACUCAUAUUGAGUGUGUUAAACCAUUUAACAUUUUGAAUUUGCUUCAAGUUUAGUUUUUAUCUUAAAAUUUUAAGAUAAGUGAGGCCAAAGAGUACCUUGAAUAUUUACUUUGUCUCCAUUUACAUUUUAAUUUUAAUGUUACAUGCAUGAUACACUAAUUUGUUGCAGAGAUGUAAACAAUACUUCAGUUUUAGUUGUUGCAUUUUUAGAAAUGCACAUUUUCCAAACUGUUGAAAUGUAUUAUCUCUUUUCCUGUGCGUGUAUGUAUAUUUAUAUGCAUAUUCACAUUGUAAUAUCUAUAAUCUGCAUGCAUAGGUAUUAAGUUUUUUUAAUGCAUAUUUGUCAUUUAUCAAGUUGUUGAAGGUACUAUUUAAAGGGCCCAUCAACAUUUACUGCUUUUUAAUCCUUUGACACUUUUUUAUUAAUAUUUUAGUAAUUUGAACAUAUACAUUGAGAAACAAUGAGUUAAGUGAAAAAUAUAUCUUUGCUAGUAAGAAGGCAAAACACUACUAUGCAUUUUACAAGCCAAUUUCAGUGGAAAAACAAUUUUUUGCAUUGCAAAAUACUUUCAGAAGCUGGAAGAUAGUUUACAAACUUAUAUAUUUACAUUUACGUAACAUAAGAUAGUGAAUCAGGCUUCUAUUAUGUGUUAGGUACAUAAGUAAUAACAGGAAAAAUCCAGCAUUUUGUAGCACAAAUAUGCAAAUUACAAAAAUUACAGAAAUAUUUUACCGGAUGUCUUUACAUCUAUAAACUCAACUUUGAAAUGAAAAAGUUGUUCCUGGAAACCAUAAAAUAGGUAAAUUCUGUAAUCUGAAUUUGUGCUACAAAAUGUAACAGUUGACUUGAUGUUUCUAAUGCUUAUGAGCUAAGACUGAGAAAUGAACUUUCUGAUCCUGGAAGCAACAUAUGUUACAAUAUUUAUGUGAAAAAAAAAGUGCAACAUCCAGUAUUUGGUUUUGCACGUUAUUUCAAUCUUGUGCCCUUUUCAAUGUUCAUAUAUUUUUGUUUCUAACCAUCACAUUUGCAUUUAUUAAAAAAAAAACCAUGAUCUCCCCCUCAUUCAUUGAAGUAGAGGUAUGUAUUUCUGUUCAGUUGAAUUAUAUUUUUUAUGUUAGGCAUUUUGUGGUCAGCUUAGUCAUACUUUUUACUGUGUAAAAAAAAUAAA
Uloborus diversus is the source of this 6256-nucleotide messenger RNA. RefSeq names its product ras-like GTP-binding protein RHO. The record is from RefSeq and is a predicted model, not a curated record. Gene Ontology annotation, biological process: small GTPase-mediated signal transduction. The transcript is spliced from 5 exons. The coding region runs from base 86 to 664 and encodes 192 amino acids. Gene Ontology annotation, molecular function: GTP binding; GTPase activity. NCBI's taxonomy places the organism in Eukaryota, Metazoa, Arthropoda, Arachnida, Araneae, Uloboridae.